AUGGUUGACGUCCUUACCGGCACUUUUACCGUAAAAUCUGGCCAUGCCCAAAUGCUGAAGGGCGGCGUCAUCAUGGACGUUGUCAAUGCAGAGCAGGCCCGCAUCGCUCAGGACAACGGCGCGGUAGCCGUGAUGGCCCUGGAACGCGUACCGGCUGACAUCCGCGCCGACGGCGGCGUGGCACGCAUGAGCGACCCGACGAUGAUCGCCGAAAUCAUCGACGCUGUAUCCAUACCCGUCAUGGCCAAGUGCCGCAUUGGACACUUUGUAGAGGCUCAGAUCCUGCAGGCAAUGGGCGUUGACUACGUGGACGAGUCGGAGGUACUGACGCCGGCUGACGAGAUGCACCACGUGUGGAAGCACGACUUUACCGUGCCCUUCGUGUGCGGUUGCCGCGACCUGGGUGAGGCGCUGCGUCGUAUCUCCGAGGGCGCUGCCAUGAUUCGCACCAAGGGCGAGGCUGGCACCGGCGACGUGGUGGAGGCCGUGCGCCAUAUGCGCGCCGUGCAGGACGCCAUACGCAAGCUGCAGAAUAUGCCCGAUGACGAGUUGGUGGUGGAAGCUCGCGAUUUGCGAGUGAGCCUGGAUUUGCUCCAGCAGACCCGCGAGGAAGGACGUAUGCCCGUGGUCAACUUCGCCGCCGGCGGAGUGGCCACUCCCGCCGACGCUGCCCUCAUGAUGCAGUUGGGCGCCGAUGGCGUGUUCGUUGGAUCCGGCAUCUUCAAGUCGGGAGACCCGGCCCGCCGCGCCCAUGCCAUUGUGCAGGCUGUUACUCACUACCAGGAUGCCAAAAUCCUGGCAGAGGUAUCCAAGGACCUGGGCGAAGCAAUGGUCGGCAUCUCCACGCGUUCGAUUCCCGCAGAGCAACUGCUCGCCACCCGCAGCAUAUAA
Messenger RNA from Geodia barretti, 891 nucleotides. Lineage: Eukaryota; Metazoa; Porifera; Demospongiae; Tetractinellida; Geodiidae. The record is from the annotation of a GenBank genome assembly.